Molecule: messenger RNA, 1854 nt
Organism: Fusarium poae
Lineage: Eukaryota; Fungi; Ascomycota; Sordariomycetes; Hypocreales; Nectriaceae
Exons: 3
Coding region: 1-1854 (617 amino acids)
Biological process (GO): mitochondrial translation; arginyl-tRNA aminoacylation
Cellular component (GO): mitochondrion; cytoplasm
Molecular function (GO): ATP binding; arginine-tRNA ligase activity
Source: RefSeq, a predicted model, not a curated record
AUGGCAGUAACAACUUGUUCUAUCAGUGGGAUCGAGAACCUUCUCGGAAAGGCAGGACUGGACACACCUAUCCCGGAAUACCCCGGCGCAGAUAUUGUGCACAACCCGCAGGACAUAUUCCGAGUUUACCUUGCCGAAACAAUACAAAAGCUCACAAAUUGCGAUAGACUGGUUGCCUAUGAUGCUAUUCAAACAUCCAACGUUACCGGAAUGGGGGACCUUGUGGUUGUUGCCCCAAGACUGAGACUUCAGGGUGUCAAUAAUGAGGACCUCGCAAAGGACCUUCUUCAAAAGUUACCAAGAACACCCCCUUUUGGAUGCCCCAUUCGAGACGGUAUUCGUCUUCAGGUCUUCUUCUCCCCAAACACGCUGCCUCGACUUCUUCUGUCGUACAUCAGUGAUAGAAGCGUAUCAUAUGGCUAUGAUACGUCUCUGGGACUUGCUGAUCCGGCGGCGCCUGAAGGGCGAAAGAAGAAAGUCAUCGUGGAGUACUCAUCUCCCAACAUGGCAAGCGAGUUCCAAGUGAAACACUUGCGCAGCACGCUUCUAGGCACCUAUGUGGCAAACAUCCAUGCCAGUAUGGGUUGGGAUAUCGUUAGGAUGAACUACUUGGGAGAUUGGGGUAAGCAAAUUGGUCUGCUUGCUGCAGGUUGGCAGCGGUUUGGCUCCGAAGAAGAGUUUGCGAAGCAGCCUCUUCGUCAUCUCCUUCAAGUGAAGCACAAAAUCGAAGAACUUUUCAAGCCAGAAAUGGAAAAAUGUAGGGCUAUGAAAGCGAACGACCAAGACACUUCGGAGAUUGAGUCGCAAGGCCUAUACGCCGAGCGUGAUGAUUUCUUCAAAAAGAUGGAAGACAAGGACCCGGAUGCCAUUGCAUUGUGGCAACGUUUCAGAGACGCUACGGUCAAGGAUUUGACAGGCUCAUACGCACGACUCGGAGUUACUUUUGAUGAAUACUCUGGAGAAUCGCAGGUUACUUUCGAGUCCAUCGCCGAAGUAGAACAAGCUUUGAAAGAGAAGGGGGUUUAUGAAGAGCACGAUGAUUCCUGGCAAAUCGACUUUUCGAAACACGAAGCAAAGGGGUUAUCCAUUGCUGUAUUGCGAUACAGAAACGGAACUACCUCAUAUCUUCUGCGCGAUGUUGCUGCAGUGCUCGACCGAUUCAAGGCACACUCGUUCGAUAAAAUGAUCUACGUCGCUGCGGUGGAGCAAGAGAUGCAUUUCAACCGAGUCAUCAAGACACUGAAGCUCAUGGGUCGUCAGGAUCUUGCCGACCGCAUCCAGCAUACAUCUUUUGCCAGGAUCAAUGGUCUUCCAGAGGAGUUGAAGGAUGCAGAGUUGUUGAGUGAUUAUCUAGACGGUUGUAGGUCCAUGGUACAGGCUGAUCUUGAAGGCGAAGAGGAUGAAACCUCUCAUAUUGAUAAUUCGGAGAGGUCAGUGGAUAUACUUGGUCUUGCUGGCCUGUUCGUUCAGGAUCAUUACCACAAACGCAACACGUCUUAUACAAGCGACGCAAAAAAGAUGGCACCCCUCGAAGGCGAAACGGGUGCAGCCAUUCAAAACUGCUAUGCCAGACUCUUGAAGAAAGUAGGAUCGGAAACCACCAACUUCGACUACGCAACCCUAGACUAUGCCUCAUUGGAAUCAGAGGACUAUGCCGAACUAUUGCGUAUACUGUUGCAGUACCCAGAUGCAGCACACAUUGAUCAGUUAAUGGUCACGCUUGAUGAUGACGAUGAGAAAGAUUGGACCGACCAAGAAUCUGCGAGCGAAGCAAGACUUGCUCUUUACGAAAAUGCAAGGCAAGUUUUGGAAAAUGCGUUGAAACUCCUUGGUGUCGCCCCUUGGAGUCUUUGA